This is a messenger RNA of Peronospora farinosa, 558 nucleotides long. The record is from the annotation of a GenBank genome assembly. NCBI's taxonomy places the organism in Eukaryota, Oomycota, Peronosporomycetes, Peronosporales, Peronosporaceae.
AUGGAGACGACUGAGACAACGGAGACGUCUGAGAUGUUGUCGGGGGAACCAUCUACUCAGGAAAUGGCAAAUACCGAGGAGACCGCGACGGAGACGUCGGAGGUGGAGUAUGAGGAGCCAUCUACUCAGGAUAUGGCGAAGACCGAAGAGACCACGACGAUUACGACCGUGACGGAAAUGACGUCGGUGCCUUCUACUGAAGAGACGGUAAAGGAAACGACGACGUUCACGACGGAGACGUUGGAAGUGGUGCCGGCACGUUCCAUUGAUAAAUUGGAGGAUAUUACAAUGGAGACGACUGAGACAACGGAGACGUCUGAAAUGUUGUCGGAGGAAUCAUCUACCGAGGAUAUGGCAAAUACCGAGGAGACCGCGACGGAGACGUCGGAGGUGGAGUAUGAGGAGCCAUCUACUCAGGAUAUGGCGAAGACCGAAGAGACCACGACGAUUACGACCGUGACGGAAAUGACGUCGGUGCCUUCUACUGAAGAGACGGUAAAGGAACACGACGACGUUCACGACGGAGACGUUGGAAGUGGUGCCGGCACGUUCCAUUGA